AGAAGCUCAAGAGGAUUCUGACAGCAUCUUUGUGGAGAAGGAAGAGCUUUCAAAAUAGAAACCACAGCUCCUCCUGCUGCCUUUCUUUCCUACCUGCGACUCCCACACCGAUAGCAAGAUGUGUAAGGGACUUGCAGGUCUGCCGGCUUCCUGCCUAAGGAGUGCAAAGGACAUGAAGCAUCGGCUGGGGUUUCUGCUGCAAAAGUCUGAUUCUGGUGAACACAGUUCAUCCCACAGCAGGAAAGACAGAGGGGUUGUUAAUCAGAGGGCGAGCCAAGAGGAAGUCAAGAAAUGGGCUGAAUCACUGGAAAACCUGAUUAGCCAUGAAUGUGGGCUAGCAGCUUUCAAGGCUUUCUUGAAGUCUGAAUUCAGUGAGGAGAAUAUUGACUUCUGGGUCAGCUGUGAAGAGUACAAGAAAAUCAGGUCACCCUCUAAGCUCAGUCCCAAGGCCAAGAAGAUCUACAAUGAGUUCAUCUCAGUUCAAGCAACCAAGGAGGUGAACCUGGACUCUUGCACCAGGGAGGAGACAAGUCGGAACAUGAUCCAUCCUACAAGAACCUGCUUUGAUGAAGCUCAGAGGAAGAUUUUCAACCUGAUGGAAAAGGAUUCAUACCGCCGAUUCCUGAAGUCCCGAUUCUAUCUUGAUUUGGUCAAUCCUUCCAGCUGUAGGGCAGAGAGGAAGAAAGGAGGCAAGAGAUUGGCAGACUGCACUCACCUGCUCCCCCAGUAUGCCUAAUUCGCACUAAAGGCAGAGGGCUGACAAACUAAGACUCUAUGCUCUGAAAAAUCUGAGGCCAAAUAUUGAUCUCUAUAAAGCACCAAUGCUUUAUCCAUAUUGUAGCCUAAGUGUUCAUGCUGUCUGCCAUGUGUGAGUCACUUCCAUGUACAAAUUAGAUUUAGUCAUGGUGGUUGGGUCUUCAUCAGGGUGGGACCUUGUUCUAGUCCAGUUUCCCCUAGUUUCCUUGAGGAUGACAUGCAAGCAAGUAUUCAAAUAAUGACCUUGUAGGUCUGGAUUCUCAAAGUGUGUUGGGAGUUCUUCUCCACUCCUAACAGUCUGACCUCAGGUUGGUUGAUUGAUACACCCCAUGUGUAUGUAUACAUACACAUGUAUAUGUAUUCAGUUAGCCAGUAUUUCCUACAGACUCUCAGUGGAUA
Molecule: messenger RNA, 1155 nt
Organism: Dipodomys ordii (Ord's kangaroo rat)
Lineage: Eukaryota; Metazoa; Chordata; Mammalia; Rodentia; Heteromyidae
Gene: Rgs4
Product: regulator of G-protein signaling 4
Exons: 5
Coding region: 119-736 (205 amino acids)
Source: RefSeq, a predicted model, not a curated record